Molecule: messenger RNA, 2918 nt
Organism: Pararge aegeria (speckled wood butterfly)
Lineage: Eukaryota; Metazoa; Arthropoda; Insecta; Lepidoptera; Nymphalidae
Gene: MED15
Product: mediator of RNA polymerase II transcription subunit 15
Exons: 12
Coding region: 141-2246 (701 amino acids)
Biological process (GO): regulation of DNA-templated transcription
Molecular function (GO): transcription coregulator activity
Source: RefSeq, a predicted model, not a curated record
GUCGUUCGAUAGCUUUAGCAAUUUGCAUUGUGAUUUAUUAAAAAAAAUAGAGCCGAGAUUUUAAAUUGUGUUGAUAUUCGGCUAACAAGUGCUCAGUUCGACUAAGUGUUCGCGUUGUGUUGAUUUCAUAUAUCAUAAGGAUGGAUAACAUGAAGCAGUUCAAUACCAUGGGUUCUGACGAUAACUGGCGGACUCCAAGCUUCAGACAGACUGUUGUUUCUAAAAUUGAAGAAGUAAUCCAAAGAUCAGGAAUGCAAGUAGCACGUAACAGCAGUGACAUGGAAAAUCAUGUUUUCAUGAAGGCUAAGAAUCGCGAUGAGUACAUGAACAUGGUGGCAAAACUCAUACUGCAUGUGCGGGAGAUGUCACAAUCCAAAGCUAAUCCAGGCGCGCCAAACAUGCAGAACCCCAAUCAAAACCAGCCUGGCCCUAGUCCCCAAGUUCAGUCACAACCUGGCCAGCCAACACAAGGUCCACCAAGCCAGCCAGGCAUGGCCACAGAUCCGAUAAAUGCGUUGCAGAACAUGGCUUCGCAGGGGACGAGAAACCAAAUGAUGAAUAUGGCACAGGGUCAAAUGCAGCAAGGAGUUAUGGGCCCCAAUCCUGGCAUGGGGGGAAUGCAAGGCCAAAUGGGUCAACAGGGCCCCAUCGUAUCACAAGGGCAACCGCAAACAGCGACGAAUUUGCUCCAAACGUUGAACCAACGACCACAAUUGAACAUGCAGUUGCAAAAUAAGCUUGGUGGUUCUAUUGGAAUGGUCCCUAACCAGGGUCAAAUGGGUUCAAAUAUGGGUGGUGGGAUGGGCAUGGGGAAUCCCAUGGGAAGUCAGUUACAGAAUCAGUUGGCAGGACCUGGUAUGCAAGGACAGAUGAUGCCGAAUAUAUCCAUGUCGAACAACAUGCAAGUCCCUAUGUCCCAGGCUAGCACUAUGGUGGGUCAGAUGCAGUGCAACCAGGUAGUGGGAGGGAUGGGGGGACAGAUGGCGCCCAAUAAUAUGCAGGGACAGAUGCCAAAUCAAAUGGUGGGCGGCAUGGGCAACAACCAGCUGGUGAACCUGAACAUGCUGCAGAUGCACCGCGGCCAGGGCAAGGAGGUGGUGAUGGGCGCGGGCUACGCGCAGCGCGCGCCCAUACACACCCAGUUCCUGCGCCAGAGCCCCUCGCCCUCCGCCGCGUCGCCCGGCAUGCCCGGGCCCAGCCCCGUGUCGAUGGGUGGCGGAGUCUUAAGCGGGGCAUUAUCGUCCCCCAUGUCGGGGCUGGGAGGUCUGGGCCAGUGCAGUGGGGGCAGUCCGUCCCCUUCCACGAGUCAUCACCUCAGUCAUCAUCCGCCGCAGCAGCGGGUAAACAUGGGUAUGGUGGCAUCGCCGUCGUCAUCCCUCAACACCCCCGUGGGUACCAACGUGGCUUCCCCGGGGGGUGAGGAAGCGGCUUACCGGGAGAAAGUACGUCAGCUGUCCAAAUACAUCGAACCCUUGCGCCGGAUGAUUAUGAGAAUGGUCAGCGAGGGAGAAAAUGUGGAAAAGCUGACAAAGAUGAAGAAUCUACUAGAUAUUCUAUCUAAUCCAAACAAGAGAAUGGCUUUGGAGACCUUGAUCAAAUGCGAAGUGGUGUUAGAAAAGCUCGACUUCAAGCGGAGUGAGGGUGUGGGGUUGGGACUACCUCCGUCUACUGGGAAGGAGCAAAUAUUCAACCCUCUACUCGAAGUGGUGAACAACUGCCUACAGUCGCCGCUCGCGAACCACACCCUGAAGCGAACGUUCGGUUCCACCCUCGACGCGCUCAACGGACCUGAGAUCAAGAAUCUUCCGGCACCACCUCAAAAGAUAGUUAGGUUGGACGAGCCGACGAUGGAAAUACCAGAUGUUCUGCAAGGGGAAAUAGCUAGGCUGGAUUCCAGAUUCAAGGUAUCGCUAGAAACGAUGCAGCUGUCCGGCGGGGAAGGCGCGAUCUCCCUCAUAGCGCAGCUGGAUGACGUGCGGUUGCCGUGCGUGCCCGCAGUGCACGUGUCGGUGCCGCGCGACUACCCGGCCGCCGCGCCCGCGCGCCUGCGCCCGCGCCAAGCGCGCAGUGGCAGCGCCGCGGACUGCUUCCUAGCGAGGGUGGAGAAGGCGAUGGACGCCAGGUGUGCGAGAUUACCGAAGAGCUGUUCAGUGGGUCAGCUGUUGGAUGCAUGGGAGAUGAGCGUGCGACAAGCGUGUGCGCCCACGCCCGUCUCGUACACGCCCGUACCAGCUCUUGGACUAUAAACAUUGAGUGGGUAUGUCGUCAAAUGUUCGGGUAACUCCGUGACAUCUUUCGUUCGGUCUCUCAGUGGCCGAGUUUCAAAGUCUUCGAGCAGUGCGUGUUGCCAGUGAUGACUUAUUCUAAAGCCACUAAAAAUGGCCUGAUCAGAAAGUUCAGAGUCACUUAGCUGUCCACGAAGAGAGCUAUGCUCGUGGUUACUCUACUUGAUCACAUUAGAUUCAUAGAUGAACCCAAGGUCAUCAAUAAAGCUCAACGAAAAACGAAGUUGAAGUGGCAACGAGCGGUGCACAUAGCUCAAAGAACGUUGGGAUCCUCAGGUUCCGGAGUACGAGUUCUGGAUACGGGAAAACGCAACCCUGCUAAAUAGCGGACGACAUCAAACAAGUCGCAGGGAUUCUCUGGAUACAAACGUGACAGUGAAAAUUGGGAGAUGACCUUGAGUGUGACAAUAUCCCACAAACAAAACUAUGUACAACAAUGGGCAUCUAUCUAUAGUCAAGUCAAAAAGUUGCCACAACCAAUAAUGCCACGCGUGUUGAGUCAAAUGCAAUCAUGGGAUUUCAUACCACGUAAUUCAAGAAGAAGUAUUGUGAUGCAUUAUGUGCACUUGCCAAUAUUGAUUCCUAAUUUAAAUAUAUCGUGUUAAAUACGUGAAUUGUAAUAUAAUAAUAUAA